AUGAGAGUUAGUAGCAUGGAUGAUUAUCUACUUUAAUCACAAAGCCAACUAUUCGAAGAUGCAUAAGAGUAAAAUAUUACCUCUAAUAAAAACGAUACUUCGAAAAUCUUUGAUAUGUAGAGUCAAAAUGGUGAGAAUUAAUGGAAUUUCACUAGAUCAAGCAAAAGUAGAAUAAAUAAAACUAGAAGUACUUAUAAAUAAUCUAAUCAAGAUAAUCAUCGCUCAAACAUCUUAAAUAAUCUAGAAGAAAGAUUAAAUGCAGCUAAUGAUAAGCAAAAUCUUAAAACAAUCAGAGGAGGAGGAUCAAGUAGAUCUGCAUCUUCUAAAAGCUACUCAAAAAGAGAUUAUGGAGGAUCCAGUUACAGUAAUGGCUAUGCUGUUCCUAUUAUAAUAGGAGGAGGUGGAUAUUAUCAUUCAAACAAUUAUUAUUAAGAUUCAAGCGAUUCCUUAUGCAAAAAUCAUACUUGCCAAUUCUGCUGUGUGAAGGGAGUAUGCCAAGAUGAAGCAUAUUGUAAAGAUAUUAAAGCGUCAAAAGAUUAAAAAAGUAUGGAUGCUGGAGAAGUUAUCUUUCUCAUCAUUUUGUUAAUUACUUGCUGUGGAAGCUGCUUUGUCCUUCAUAGAUAUAUGAGAAGACGCUAACGUCAUACUGUUAAGGAACCUUUGAUCCAUAAUUCCCUUUCGCAUAGUCCCUAUCAUUCCCAUUAGCAUCAUAAUAAAGCUUAACCAGAGCAUUAAAAUCAUCCAGAGCAUAAUUAACAAUAAUACUACAUACCUCAAACUAACGUUAAUCAAGAUAGUUCACUACCUCACUAAUAAUAAUUAUAUAACCCUAUACUUAACUAUCAAUAAGUGGGGUAACUAUAAUUACAAGAAGGCCAUAUCCCUUUAGCUGAUUAGCAAAACUUACAAUAGUAGUAAUUGCUAAACCCUCCUAUAAGUUAUCCCCCAAAUCAGGGAUAUGCAAGCAAUGAUAUCUAAUCAAUAUAUCAGCAGUCAACCUCAGAACAAAUCUUGAAUUUCUAGGCUUAGGAAAACUAAAAAUAGUAAUAUUUUGUUCCUCCGACUCAAUAAUAGUAAUAUUAUGUUCCUCCAACCCAAUAAUAGUAAUACUAUGUUCCUCCAACCUUGCAAUAGCAAGCACCUUAAUGA
Messenger RNA from Stylonychia lemnae, 1149 nucleotides. Lineage: Eukaryota; Ciliophora; Spirotrichea; Sporadotrichida; Oxytrichidae. The record is from the annotation of a GenBank genome assembly.